Amaranthus tricolor (Joseph's coat) is the source of this 1786-nucleotide messenger RNA. RefSeq names its product zinc finger protein WIP3-like. Gene Ontology annotation, molecular function: DNA-binding transcription factor activity. The record is from RefSeq and is a predicted model, not a curated record. Bases 140 to 1240 code for a protein of 366 amino acids. NCBI's taxonomy places the organism in Eukaryota, Viridiplantae, Streptophyta, Magnoliopsida, Caryophyllales, Amaranthaceae. The transcript has 2 exons. Gene Ontology annotation, biological process: regulation of gene expression; anatomical structure development. Gene Ontology annotation, cellular component: nucleus.
UUAAGAUUUUUUUUAAAAAAAUCACUUUUCCCAUUAAAAAAAGGUACCAUAAAUUAUCUCCUCCAAUAUAUACCUACUUAGGGGUUGAGAAUAAAGAAUAAGCUAAGGAGCUUAGCUUAAUUUACCAUGUAAAAAUAACAUGGAUUUGUGCAUUGAUCAAGCUCCAAAUUUCAUUGAAUGGCUAAAGCUUUCUCCACCCUUAGAUUCUCCAUCAUCAUCACCAAUCAUCUCAUCUUCUUCCAUAAUCCAUCAAAAAGCUUAUGAUCAUCACAAUAAGCUCAAAAACCCCAUGAUGAUCAUGAUGAAAUUACCUCUAUAUUACAAACAAGCUCAAGAUCAUGAAGAAGAGACAACUUUACCCCUCUUAAGUAGGCUUUGUGAAGCUAAGGCAAUAAAGGAAAAAGAGGACAAACAUGGAAUUUACAAGAAUGAAGAGAUAAUUAGUGAUCAUGAAGUGGAGAAUUUUACUUUGCACAUUGGGUUACCUAAUAAUAAUAUUAUUAGUACAAAUUAUAAUUAUAAAGAUAAUUUGUCUACUAAUAAUGAUGAUCAUAGUAGGGUGGAGGGCAAGAAAUGUGAUUUGAAAUUAGAGAAGGAAAAAGAAAAAGAUGAUGAUAGUAUGAUGAUGAUGAUUAAUGAUGAUCAUAAAGAAAAGAUUAGGAUGAAUCAUCAACAUUAUUCAUCAUCAUUAAGCUUAGAAAGUAGGUUUUGGAUCCCAACACCAGCACAAAUUCUUAUUGGACCCAUGCAAUUUGCUUGCUCCAUUUGUAGCAAAACUUUCAAUCGCUACAACAACAUGCAGAUGCAUAUGUGGGGACAUGGAUCAGAAUAUAGAAAGGGACCAGAAUCUCUAAGAGGAACACAACCAGCAGCAAUGCUAAGGCUACCAUGUUAUUGUUGUGCACAAGGGUGCAAAAACAAUAUCAACCAUCCAAGAGCAAAACCAUUAAAGGAUUUUAGGACACUCCAAACACAUUUUAAGAGGAAGCAUGGCACCAAAGGAUUCAUGUGUAGGAAAUGUAGCAAAGCUUUUGCGGUUAAAGGGGAUUGGAGGACUCAUGAAAAGAAUUGUGGCAAACUUUGGUAUUGUACUUGUGGUUCCGAUUUCAAGCACAAGAGAUCUCUCAAAGACCAUAUUAGGUCUUUUGGUAAAGGACAUUCCCCUCAUCCUUCCCUCGAAGGAUUCGAGGAGGAGAAAGAAUGCAUCACGAGUACUACUGGCUCCUCUGAUGACGACUAGCUAGUCAGCGAACAAGAAAAAUUAACAUAAAAUUACUCCAUGGAUGAAUCAUUAUGAAUCAUUCCAUGUUAGAAAGCUUUAUUUUUAACGCUUAUAAUGUUUGGUUUGCAAGCUUAUCGAGAUUUGUGCUCUAAAACAAAAAACUCCUCAAGAGUUAGGAGAGGUUUGUUUGGGAGCACGAGUUAAUUAAUCUAUGUGAUAAGCAACAAGUAGUUAUUUAUUUAGUUCACUACUUGUUUAGGAGUUUAAUUGAGUUACUUGUUUUCUUAGGUUGUUGGAUAAUAAAUUGAGUUAGGGAUUAAUACAAAUUGAUGAAGCUAAAGAAUUUUCUUCUUCCCAAAAUGAAUGAUUUUUAAUGGAGGAAAUUUAUUAGCUUCAUCAUUAGUUUGUUUUAACCCUAGAUAAUGCACAAGUUGUUACUUGUAUGUUGGUGUAACUUUGAUUUGUGGUUUGCUUAAUUUCUUGUACUUCAAUGAUAGUGUGUUGGAAAGUUGAUUAUGUUUCUUAUGUUGCAAUUUAAUUAAUAUUCUCCCUUUUUUUUAGUGA